Molecule: messenger RNA, 1535 nt
Organism: Nasonia vitripennis (jewel wasp)
Lineage: Eukaryota; Metazoa; Arthropoda; Insecta; Hymenoptera; Pteromalidae
Exons: 10
Coding region: 1016-1432 (138 amino acids)
Molecular function (GO): odorant binding
Source: RefSeq, a predicted model, not a curated record
AGGAAUAAUGCAUAUGAGGCUAUACGUUUGAUGAAGAUUGAUUCUCGUACUUAUUGAAGAGAGCUUACACAACUACCUUACAUUCUCACUACGCAUAUAUAAGCAGAAGGCUUGGGUAGAUAAUGCGAUAACUUCAAAUUUCCAAAUGCCCAUAUCACGCACACAUACAUAAAAAGCAAUGUAGGCGCUGAUAAUGAGUUCAGUCGAAAAUCGUAAGCAGUUUUGUCGACACAUAGUGCGUUAUACUAUAGCAUGAUGAGGAUACUUUUACUGGGUUUUUUCUGUAGCAUAUUUGCGCUUUCUCAUCAGCAGGAGAUUCCAGAACCCAGUUAUACACACUGGCAGGAACAUCUACAAUCCUGUCUCGACCAAACUGGACUAGAUCUUAGUAUUUUUGGUGUGUCUCGGAUAGACGAUGUUACGGAACAAAAUCUCAAGAAACUCGCUGAAGUAACUGCAGAUAAAAGGGGCUGCCUGGUCGCGUGCGUUUUCCAAAAACAAGGGAUGAUAAGCAAAGAAGGCGUCCUUCAGGCCAAUCCACCACGCCCAGAUCCUACAACGAAAUUAGAAACCACAUUCGAAGAGGCCAUUGCAGCUUGCAGAUCCGAGAAAAAUUUCUGCAAGCUCGGGAACUGUCUAUUUGAAAUCUACUUCAAAUACAAAUGAUGAUGCAUAUAAUAUCAAGAAUGGAGUAACGAUUUGAAAAUUAUUAUGUUCCACAAUAUGUCGUCCUAUUGAUAUUGCUAUUUUAAAAAAUAAAACGAUGAUUUUGCCAGCCUAAUUAUGUAUGUGAUUUGUAUGCAAACUACUGUUUCUGUUUGAGAUAAUACUUCUCGAGUCUAACAGAAUAGAGUCUUCUACUGAUAUCUGCCUUUAAGAGACGUAUAACCCGAAAGCGUCAUAUCUGUAACGUAUAGAGGUUGGAGUUCAAGCAUGAUGAGCUCAGUUGGAAAUCUCGUGCGACUUUGUUAAGUCUACAUUAUCUACGAGUAACCACUGAGCAUUCCAUGACAUCAUGAGGGUUAUACUUCUAUCAAGUAUUUUACUCGGUAGCAUCGCUAUCUCUCGUCAGAAUCCGGUUACAUAUACAGAUAAAGACAAUAACGUCAUAAUCCCACCCUGUCUUGCGGAAACUGGGCUGAAUCUUAGUGUCUUAGGCGUAGCCAAGAUCGAAGAUGUGAGGGAUAGCUCCUUCUAUAAUCUCAAAACUCUCACCGAAGAUAAAAGAGGCUGCUUCGUAGCCUGUGUUUACAAGAAACUGGGAAUCAUAACGGAAGAGAACGUUUUAAUAAACGAUCGAGUCAUUCCACCAGGAGUAGCAGUUCCUAAGAAGAAAUUAGCGACUGCCUUUGAAGAUGCUACCGAAGCAUGCAGAGCUCAAAAGGACUUGUGCAAACUUGGAAACUGCCUGUACGAAAUUUACUUCUUCUAAAAGAUACGCGAGUACAUAAUUUUACUUUCAUUCCCAGGACAUUGUUCACUUAAUAAAUAAGAGAAUUUGUAAGAAAUAAUAAACAACAAAAUUGUGUACAUGA